AUGCUCACUUCCCUGCCCCGCUCCUCAGAAGUUUCACUGAUUCUCGGACCUCAGAUCAGUACCUACAAGCAUGCAACUCUCUCCCAGAGCCUUGCCUUUGACAAGCUAUUCAGUGAGUCAGAUAAGCCAAUCAAAGUUGAAGGUGUCACAGCCUGUGCACUCUCCCCUGUAUCUGGACGCUACUUGGUUCUUUGCGACGACUGCAAACGAGUCCUGGUCUUCGAAUCAGUAGACGGUGUUUGGAGCUAUCGUGGUGAAUACAAAGUGCCGCGAAGGGCAAGUUGUGCCGCAAUCACGCCAGAUGACUCCUGUAUACUCGUUGGGGAGAAAGGAGGAUAUGUGCACACGUACAACUUGAGCGAACUGAACACUGCUCAGGCAGCAGCUGGUGAUGAAGAUGAGGGUGAUUUAAUGCUGGGACAUCUCUCUCUUCUCACAUGCCUUGCAGUAAGUACCGAUGGAAAGCUGAUGGCAACCGCUGAUCGGGAUGAAAAGAUUCGAGAUGGAACUUUGCGUUUGUGGGAGGCUCCAACGGGCGCUGAAUUGGACUGUUUGAAGCUGGAUCCUCACCUGAAGGAGUUUGGUGACUGCAACACCACAGAAACUGCUGAAGCGUUUCUGGCAAUACGCUUGUGCUCCAUUGAAGGUCUCAUCAUCGUAGGCAUUCGCUCCCAAAACUGCCUCCUGGCUGUAUCAAUGAGUAGACACGAAGGACAAGUUCGUUUCAAACGUUCUGUUGUCUCUGGAAGUGCUGUUGUAUCUGGUGUGUCUUUCAAGUCUGGCGAUCGCCUCCUUGACUGCACUCUGGUAAACUACGAACCAACGAAGAGCACGGCGGAUGUUAUCACCUUGAUGGAGCCAACUUUGAAGAUAACUAUGUGUCUAUUGCGUAUCCCGGCUGAUGAAGACGAUACUCCAGCUCAAUGGAGUAAUGUGAGUUAUAAGUCAGUAGUUACGAAAAAUUACUCACAACGUAUCAUUAUUAAUUGA
Molecule: messenger RNA, 990 nt
Organism: Dibothriocephalus latus
Lineage: Eukaryota; Metazoa; Platyhelminthes; Cestoda; Diphyllobothriidea; Diphyllobothriidae
Source: the annotation of a GenBank genome assembly